Messenger RNA from Tachysurus fulvidraco (yellow catfish), 4021 nucleotides. Its product is annotated as probable phosphatase phospho1. The transcript has 3 exons. The record is from RefSeq and is a predicted model, not a curated record. Lineage: Eukaryota; Metazoa; Chordata; Actinopteri; Siluriformes; Bagridae. The coding region runs from base 438 to 1175 and encodes 245 amino acids. Gene Ontology annotation, molecular function: phosphatase activity.
CCAGGAUUCUGGUGGAAUGAUUCUGGAGGAACUUGGCGAGUUCCUUAGGAUGUGUGGAAGAGUAGACAAGCUCUUGAUCAACUUUGAAAGAUCAAGAGAGUGUACUUACUACAGGAGUACUGCAGAAGCUGGUGCUGAGUGAUAAUUGAUAGAGCAAGAGUAUAUCUUGUCUUGACUCCUGUUUAUAGUUUUCUUGGAGAGGAUAUCAAGGCACAGCCAAGCUUGGAGCAGUGUUCAGUAUAAUGGAUCAUUCCGCAGAACCUUAGAGUAGAGAUGUUGGUCUUCCGAACUGUGAGGAGCAUCGACGCACUGUCGCGGCGCGAGUCUGUCGUCAUCAGCCCCUCCUCGCGCACAGUCCGAUGCGCUAGCGAUGUCCCGGAGCUCGCGCGCCGCAGCACAGAACAGCGCGACCUUCAACCGAGAGGAAAACGAGCAACAUGGCCAACCGCUUCCUGUUUUUCUUUGACUUUGACGAGACGCUGAUCAACGAGAACAGCGACAACUCUGUGGUCCGUGCCAUGCCGUUCCAGAAGCUUCCCGCAUCCCUGAGCAAGACUCACCACCCUAGAUUCUUCCUGGAGCACUCGCAGCAGAUCAUGACAUUCCUAAACGAGAGCGGUGUCACUGAGGAUGCCAUCCGGGCCGCAAUCCAACAAAUCCCGGCUUCUCCAGGUGGAGCAGCACUUCUUGACUUCCUGUUGUCUCAGGAUGACUUUGAGUGUGUCGUCGUCUCAGAUGCAAACUCAUACUUUAUCGAGACUUGGUUACGACAUGCCAGAGCUCAGAAUCUUUUCACCAAGGUUUUCACCAAUCCGGCAGAAUUCAACACAAAUGGACGCCUCGUCCUGCGCCCGUUUCACUCCCAUUCCUGCCCUAGGUGCCCAGAAAACAUGUGCAAGCAGGUCAUCCUGAGAGAGUAUGCGAGCAAAAGGGCGAAGGAGCGAGGGGAACCUUUCCAAAAGGUAUUUUAUAUGGGUGACGGAGAAAAUGAUAUCUGCCCCACGUUAGUGUUGGGACAAAAUGAUACGGUUUUCCCCAGGAGAGGAUUCACGAUGCACAAGAUCAUCGAGGAUCUACAGAAAACGCAGCCCGGUGUGUAUAAACCAACUGUAGUGCCCUGGGACCGAGGCGAAGACGUGGUGGACUUCCUGAAGAAGGUCCUGCAGGAGAAAUAAUCUGCUGGAGCAGAAGAAGAGUGGAAGAAUGAGGAGGAAGGAGGGAGAUGAAUUUACUGACAGAUACGUAUUACACAAACCAGCACCUGAGACAUGAUUAGCCUUGCAUGAGCCCCGCUAAUACACCACACCAGAAUAAACAAGGUCACUGCGUGUGUGUAUGUGUUUAUGUUUUGUGUGUUGUGUGUGUAGACUGAAUGGCAAUUUCAUGAAUGAGCAAAUAACAUUUAUGUACUAUAGCAUGCAGACAAAUGGCUUUCGGCUAAAGGCUAAUGCAAAGUUAUACUUUGUUAAUGUCUUCCAGAAUGCAAACACACACACACGCACACACACACACACACACACACACACACACACACACACACACACAUAGAGGUCAGUAUUAAUAGCAAAUCAUGAAUUCUAAUAUACACACAUCCACACAGAGGCUAAUUUCAAAUGCUAAUAAUGAUAAUAUAACUACCUUUUCUCUGUAGGCUCAAGCUAAUGUCUCUCUCUCUCUCUCUCUCUCUCUCUCUCUCUCUCUGUCUCUCUCUGUCUCUCUCUCUCUCUCUCUCUCUCUGUGUUUUUCUCUCUGACAUUCAGCCUACACACACACAAAACAUACAGUAAACACACACACAUACACACACACACACACACACACACACACACACACACACACACACACACACACACUUCUUGUAUAGUGCUGUUUAUCACCAUGAAAAUACUUCAUAGAGAUACUAAACAUUGUAACAGAAAAAAUGUAGGGCAUAAACAAACAUCACUGACUAAAUGACGGUGCUCAGAGAAAAUAAGAAAAAUUUUUACUGCACUUACAUCACGAUUUUAUACACGAUUUUGACAGCCAUGUUUCAGACAUAUUACAGAUGUGUUCUUUGUUUUUGAUUUGUAGUCAUUGUGUUUUUUUGUGUUGACUAAUGCUAAACAGAAGACGUUUUUCUAGCUAGCAUCAUUAGAAACCAUACUACUAAUUGGGUUUCAUUUGUAUUGCAAUUUUAAGAGUAGACAUCAUUACAAAGGCGCAGUAAAUCAAACAGUAUUGACUGUUUUAUAAUGGAAAAAAAACUUGUUUUUUUUUUCAUAGUCUCCUGUCGUAUACCAUUUCUCACUAUCAAUAAACGUGUACAGAGACUUUAUUUAAAAAAACAAGAAUUGGAAGGAAGCAGUAUAGAUUGUUGGGGUCUCUACUGGUUUGUAGUGGUGUUUAGUAGCAACCAUUAAAAUUCCUAAUGGAAUCUGACAGAAGAAGAGUCUGAUGGAACCCUUUAAGGGCCUGUAUGUGAAACGAUUAGAGCUGAGUCAGGAAUAAAACACUCGGUUACAGGAAAAUAAUCAGUCUUCUAAUCUUUUCUGAUCUCAUUCUUUUCUCCUUACAACAUACUUCAUCUCCUUUUCUUCUUCUGUUGAUUUGCUUUUCUGUAUUUCAUUUUUCUUCAUUUUCAUUGUUUUCUGCACUCACUUUUUUUUCUUGAAAUCUUUCUGUCUCAUCUUGAGUUUUCUGUCUUUUUGAUCAUUUAGAUAUUUGCUUUUAAAAUCCUAAUUUCUUAAAUUUCUGAUAUCUUUUUUGUGUGUCAUGCACAUUUUUCACAACUUUAUAAAUGUAUUAUAUUGUUAUAUAUAUAUUUUUGUGGUUGCGGUUCCUCAUCUUAUUUUGUUUUUUCACCAUCUCAUCUUCUUUUCUUUUCUUUAUCGGGUUUCCCACUUGUUAUUGCGUCUCAUUUGGACUUGUCUUGUUUUUGUUUGUUUUUUUUUAUCUCAACUUGUGUUUCUUGUGUCAUUUAUUUAUUUUUUACUAGUUUUUGUUUUCAAUCUUGAUUUCUUGAUCUCAUAUUCCUCGUUGUAUUCUCUCAUUUUUUACUUUUCCUGUUCCUUAUCAUGUUUUGUUUUGUCUUUCUUCGUCUCGUUGUUCCUCAUCUUAUCUUGCUUUUUUCUUAUCUUAUCUUGUUUUUACCUUUACUGGCUUAUCGGUUCUCACGUAGUUUCAAUUUUCCUUGCCUCAUCUUGUGUUUCCUCGUCUUGUUUUUCCUCUUCUAGUUUUACCACUUGAACUCCUGAUGCUGACUUUGUAAGCAGAACAUACUACAGGUGCUCAGAUUUAUUUAUUUAUUUUCUGAAGAUCUUAAUUUUUUUGUUCAGUAAUCCUUCAAGUCCACGUGAUCCCUUGUGAAACCAAAGUAGCUAUUUAAUAACAAUUUAUAGAAUUAUAACAAUAAAUAAAAAUGUAAACUCUAAUUAUGGAUUAUAAAGCCAUUAUAACAAAGCAUGAAAGAACAAUUGUGUGUGUAUGAAAAUAGUUGUCGUAUAUUUAGUGUUUUGUGUAUUGACCUUGCGGUGAAGAUUUUAAUGGCGUUAAAGGCGCGAUAUGGUUGAAUGGCGACACCUCGUGGUAAUGAAUAAAUAUUACAUUGUGAACUAAAAGUGUAAAAGAUGCAGGAACUCUGACAAUUAUUGGGAAGCAGGAUCACGUUUCAUUUACAGCUAAUAAAUUAUCAUGCAAACGUUAUAAAAUAUAAAUCUUUCUCAUUUUCUUUUCAUUACAGAAUUCUGUGCACUACGUAGCACACUAACAAUCCCUUAUUGUAAAGGAACACGGUCACUUUGUGUUAUAAACACACUGUGAAUAUUUAUUAACAUGUUAUUAUGCUAAUAUGUUUUUACUUAUUAUAUGCACGAGAUCUUAGCAAUGACAGGGAUUAAAGCCAUUAGACAAAAGGGUAUUUAUUAUUAUUAAAUGGAGAGUUUAGCUGUAUUUACUGAUUGUAUUUAAAAAGAGAAAAAUUUAUGUAUUUAUCUUUAUUUUACUGAUUUAUGCAAAUAAGAAUUAAACAUCUAAAGGCAAA